Messenger RNA from Harmonia axyridis, 1442 nucleotides. RefSeq names its product serine protease snake-like. The transcript is spliced from 6 exons. The record is from RefSeq and is a predicted model, not a curated record. The coding region runs from base 239 to 1333 and encodes 364 amino acids. NCBI's taxonomy places the organism in Eukaryota, Metazoa, Arthropoda, Insecta, Coleoptera, Coccinellidae. Gene Ontology annotation, molecular function: serine-type endopeptidase activity. Gene Ontology annotation, biological process: proteolysis.
AGUGACACAAAAUUGUGAAAUUCCGUAACGAUAUAAUUCGAGAUAAUCGAAAUUAUAUGAAAAAUAGUUAUUCUUCGAAGUGCAGCCAAACGUAUCUACCUAUUCAUGCCAAGUACAUCUAGUAAAACAUCAACAUCCGCUUUUUACCUCUUCUGAUAUUUGACAAACGCGAUUUUGUACUAAAUUUUACUAUUCGCUCAUUUUAAUCCUUACAUAUUGCACUCCGUCUUGAAUCCUCAUGAUGCUUUUGUGCUUAUAUGGAAUAUUGGUGAAUUUGUUUUUGUUCUUGCCUGAAACUUUUGCUUCAUUUUCUCAUGGAUCUUUCCUAUUUCAUUCAAAAUAUCCAAGAAUUAUGACCAUGGGCAGAGAUGAUAUGGUUUCUCCUGAGCCAAUUCCAUCUUCUCCAACAACAAAUACCCCAAUAUCUACAGAAACCACACAAAAUCAUAUUUUAACACCCAGCCCAACUUCACCUCCCAUAACUACAUCUGAAAUUCCAUCAACUCCAAAUAGAAAUGGUGAUUCAAAAGCUGUAAAGAAAUGCAACGAAUAUCACGAUUGGUUGAUUAGAAAGUCGACAUUCCAAUUUUUUAUCAUCAAAGGAACACCUGCUAUGGAAAAAGAAUUUCCACAUAUGGCUGCUCUGGGCUUUGGACAAGAGGACAACAUUCAGUGGCUGUGUGGUGGAAGCCUUAUUUCUGAGAACUAUGUUUUAACUGCGGCUCACUGUUUAAAAUCAAUGGAAUUAGGCCCUGUGAAUUGGGUAAAAUUGGGCGAGAUCAAUUUAGCCGCAAAGAACUCAGAAACUGCGCAAAUGUUUUCUGUGGUGGAAAGAAUAUCUCAUCCAAAUUAUUCAUCGACGUCGAAAUAUAACGACAUCGCUUUAUUGAAACUCGAUAAGCCUGUACAAUUCUCUGAAAAUGUCCUGCCAAUAUGUCUUUCGACAUCAGCAUCGGAUAUCAACCAGAAACUAAUUGCCACAGGUUGGGGUAAAACUGAAGUAAAUGGACCUAGAAGCGAUGCUUUGUUGAGAGUUAAUCUCGAAUAUUUUUCCAAUCCUAUUUGCAACAACGCUUACGCUGAUGUUUCUAAGAAGGAUCUGCCUGAAGGGGUUUCUGAAGAAAAGCAAAUUUGUGCUGGUAGUAAAACCGACAGCAGGGAUACUUGUCAGGGAGAUUCAGGUGGACCUCUGCAAAUAAAUACAGACAAGUUAUAUCUGGUCGGGAUAACAUCUAUUGGAAAAAUGUGUGGACUUCCAAACACUCCAGCAAUUUACACCAAAGUCCUGUAUUAUGUUCCUUGGAUCGAACAAAUUGUAUGGAAAGAUAAUUGAUCGAUUGAUUAACUAACAUUUUUCAACAAGAGUAUUUGUGCAGUUAUAGGUACUAUUUAUAAUGAUUUUUUUACCCAACUCCUUUCUCAAUAAAAAUAUUCCUUCUCCA